Molecule: messenger RNA, 3242 nt
Organism: Oppia nitens
Lineage: Eukaryota; Metazoa; Arthropoda; Arachnida; Sarcoptiformes; Oppiidae
Exons: 2
Coding region: 141-3221 (1026 amino acids)
Source: RefSeq, a predicted model, not a curated record
UAGUAGUAUGUAUUCCCUCUCUAUAUUGAUGUCAAUACAGUAUUACAUAAGUGUUUGUAUAAUACAGUCUAUUGUAGUGUUUAUUGUAUUUACUAUUAUUGUGUGCAUUGUGUGUGUUGUCUAUCGGUUGCGCACACAAUAUGACCAGCAAUUUAUCGGCACAUCAACCGCCGACUGCGGCCAAACUUGCCACACACCCACUGUUGCCCGACUACGUACAGAUCUAUCGGCGACCAAAGUCAACAACAACAACGACGGCCACCACCACCACAAGCAACUGUGUUAGCGAUGUCCCGAAGCUGAUCGCAUUGACCAAUACGACACCGUCGGACCUGACACUGGCCGACCGCAAAUUGCGCCGUUUCUACAAGUGUAGCAAAUUCAAUUUGCGAUUAGGUCCGGCCAGUGGCCAACAAUGUUUUGCCACCUAUAACAGCGAUAUGGCUUUUGCCAGACACUGUCUGAAUUGUCAUCCGAAACAACUCGUCCACUGUAUCUAUUGCUACCCGAAGGCCAAUCAGGACGAUAAUAAGAUACUCGACAAGCGAUUGCCCGACGAUCUCAUCGAUCACAUGCUGGCCGAACACUGUGGCCGCCAAUAUCAAUGCAAUCUAUGCCUCUAUCGGGCCAUAACAGCCGAUCAUGUCUACGUUCAUCAGUCGCUAAUGCAUCGGGACGUCUACGACUAUACCGUACGAAAUCGUCGCGAACUCAAUGGCAAGCUAUGCAAAGUCAUUGAAUGCGUACCACCCGUACGGGUGACCGCAACCGGCAAGUUGGCCACUGUUAGCGAUGCCUAUCAGCACUACGCAGCCCAUCGAUGGGAACGUCUCAAUAAUUCCGAUCCGAAACAUUCGCGCGACUAUCAGUGCCUGUACUGCGACUACAUGAGUCCCUACGGUAAACAAGUGGUCAGUCACUGUUGUCACGAACAUCCCGAUCGUCAUAUACUAUACUAUAAGGCAUCGGUGGCUACGUCGACGGCACCUCCCGAACGAAAGACUCCCAAACUAUUACAGGAGGUUAAUAUGUUUAAGACAAACAGUGGUCCGAGAGUUAGUAGGAUAACCACAGAGAAACAGUUGAAACAGGCAACCGGAUUGGCCAAUCAGGCGGGCGGUCCUCGCAAUGUUUGUCGCGGUGUACCGAAUGUCCGGACGGCUACGAAUGCAUCGCGUACAGCGUUGGCACCGAAACCGGCCAAUUGGCGACCAAAUCAGGCAAAACCGUUGUCAAAGAGGACAGAAAAUGAUAGUUUGUUGGCCGAUAGGUUGGAAAUGGAUCGCCGACUACAGGACCGAAGCGAUAGGGAAACGCGCGGCUAUGUAUCCGAAGAUAAUUCGUCCGAUGAUGAUAUGCACGCCGCCAGUAGAGGAGGUCUUGGCCACUCACGGGAUGAAUUGUUUCGUAAACUAGAGCAACAAAAGACUGGAAGUUCAGCCAAUGGACCAAAUUAUAGUAAUAACAGUAAUAAUAAUAAUAGGUUACCAUUAAAACAAUUGUCAUCAACUGGUCAACAACGAGGAGUACAGUCAAAAUUAGUUCAUAAACCCUCAAAUCCCAGACCACUGUUCAAACCAAAGUCAACGACAACUGCCGGUCUCAGACAUCCGACUGGACUAACACAGCGAAGCCUAGAAAUGAUGAAACGAAUGAAAUCGCGGACCAAUUCGUCUGCACCGAUGAGACCGAAAUCAUUAUCUAUAACUUCCUCACGUCUGGCGUCGUCGUCAUCAAAGCCGUUACCAAAAGUAUUACCAAUGAGUCGUCAAAACUCGACACAACAACAACAACAACAAACUAAACCAUCGCUGAAGAGACCAUUACUGACAAUGCUUGACGAUAAUGAUUAUCAAGAAAUUUAUAAUAUAAAUAAACAACGAAAGCUUAGUGAUGCGGCAGCGGCAGCAGCGACUACCAGCUAUUCUUCGUCAUCUUAUUCAAAGACCAAGCCAUCGACCGCUACUAGUGGUGGCCAGACUUCGUCUAAACAAAGUCUGGCCGAUCAAAAACAUAGUAAAUAUUUUGCAAAACGCAAAUCACGGGACACUAGCGAUAGCGAUCAGUCCGAUGUUGUUGUCGAUGAUGAGGAUGACGAGCAGGAAGAGGAGGACCGAUACAAAUCAAGACGACAGGCCGCCAACAGUACUCCGGUAUCGAAACCGCCGACACAGACCUCUUCGGAAAAGAAACGUUUGACGACAACCAUCGAGAAGUUUAUACCCGAAUCGGAUAACGACGACGACAUUCAAGAAGUGCCAAAAGCCAGUCAACUGUUUGUCUGUCUGUUCUGCGACAGUGUUUCGGAUAGCGAACGGUCGACAAUGGACCACAUGAUGGUCCACUUUGACGAUAUCACUACGUGUUCCGAUGACUACAACGUCACCCGUCCCAUACACAAGUGGAGCAAACAUUUUGUUGCCAAACAAAUGGAUCUGUUUCGACGGCGCACUACCGGCGACAACGAUAACUAUCGCUACGAGUGUCCUAUUUGUGUUCGUAUUGGACGCGCCAAUCGAUUGCGAUCGAAAGGUUACAAAGAAUUUUGGGCACUGAAGUCACACUUUUACGAACACAGUAUGUGGACACCGGUCAGCUGUCGGCUUUGUCGACCGGAAACCGAUUUACCAAACAAUGACCACUUGAUUGCCAAUCAUAUGAACUCCCGACACUACAGCGAUAUACUGGAUACUGAUAAUGACUAUAUCAACGAACUGAUUGGCAAUAAAGUGAAAAACGGUUUUUCGGCCGAACAACGAAAAGCAUUGAUACGUCUGGAGUUUGUUGUCUACAAUCGAUACGAACUGAUUGACAAACAUAUUGAACAAUGUCUGCAACAGAUACGCAACGAAAAUGAAUAUAAUUUGGCCGAAGAGUUUGGCGUUUCGCCGUCAAAAGUAUUGGUUCCCCGAUUGCCGCCGAUUAACUACGAUGACGACCAAAUGGUCGGCCAUGUGUUGAACGAAUUUCCCACUAGCGUUGGCAGUCUAAACAAUUGGCGACAUAGACAACGGGAACGACCUAAUGGUCAGUUGAUUGAUACGCUUGUGUUGACCAGCGAUGAUGACGAGGAGGAGGAGACGGCGGAAGAAGAGAUAGUGGAGGACAGCAAUGGUAGCGGUGAUGGCCCACAAAAGAUGAAUAAUAAUAAUAAUAAGUCAACAAAAAGAAAACGUAUAGCUUUUAUGGAUGAAGUCGAUGACAGUGAUAGUGAUAAUUAAUGCCAGACAAUGAGUAGGAGG